Cladocopium goreaui is the source of this 366-nucleotide messenger RNA. The record is from the annotation of a GenBank genome assembly. Lineage: Eukaryota; Dinophyceae; Suessiales; Symbiodiniaceae.
AUGAAUCGCAGCCUCCAUCAGCCGUUCUCAGCUGGUGAGAUUGCAUGCUGCUUGACGUUCUUCGGGGCCUUGAAGACAACUACUUCGGGCUUCAUAUCGAGGUCCGAGCCUCCUUGCAUCAAGAAACUCGGAGUAUUGGCAGAAACUCGGCAGCUCGUGGUGAGAACUGGGGCAUGUGAUGGCGCAAAAAUCAAUGGAUUUUCAUGGCAUUGCAAUAGCUGUGUCUUGGUGUCUUUGCUCGGUCCCUCUGCAGUGCUCCAACAUUUCGAAGGACGACCAGUCGUUUUCCACGUUUUCCUUGACUGGAAUCUCGGCUGGUCGAUGGACCAUGCGCGUAGGUCACUUCUCUUUCUGUCACUAGUGUAA